AUGAAAGCUGUACUUGAGGACCUGAAGGACAAGGAUCUCCUGGCUUCCAAGUCUGGUAGUCUAAGAAGAGAUGAGACUUGUGCUCGUGUGGCUGACGCUGCAUACGGGGAGAGGUGCCCCACACCUUCUCGUCUGCAGCGUCUGGCACUUUCAGCUGCUCAGUGCGCUCAGACACUUUGUGUUCCGGAGGAAUGCGCUAUUAUAAAGAUGGUUGAAAACAGACUUGCGGAGUGCGUCGGACAUCCGGACUAUUUCAAUGAUACCGCAGUGUGUAGGAGAACCUGGGACAACAUCACGUGCUGGCCGUCCGCGUCCGUCGGAGAAGUUGUCGUGCUGCAAUGUCCGGAAUACUUUUUCUUCUUCGGCACCACCAAUGGGAAUGUUUCCAAGAACUGCACCAGCGAUGGAUGGUCGGCAAUGUACCCCUCAGCGUACACGAUCGCCUGUGGAUAUUCAACCAAUGACACGCCGGCCGAGCAGCAGACUGUUUUUUAUGGAACGAUAAAGACGGGUUACACGAUCGGACACAGUGUGUCUCUGACCUCCCUCACUGCGGCCAUGAUCAUCCUCUGUCUCUUCAGGAAGCUGCAUUGUACCCGGAAUUACAUCCACAUGCACCUGUUCAUGUCCUUUAUCAUGAGAGCCAUCGCGGUCUUCAUCAAGGACUUCGUCCUCUUUGAGAGCGGGGAAUCGGAUCACUGCUUUGACGGAUCGGCCGGAUGUAAAGCUGCAGUGGUGUUUUUCCAGUACUGCAUCAUGGCCAACUUCUUCUGGCUCCUGGUUGAAGGCCUUUAUCUCCACACUCUGCUCGUCAUCUCCUUCUUCUCGGAGAAAAAGUAUUUCUGGUGGUACAUUCUUAUCGGAUGGGGUGCGCCCUCUGUAUUCAUCUCAGCGUGGGCCCUAUCGAGAAUUUACUUUGACAAUUCAGGGUGCUGGGACAUGAUCGAGUCCCACCUCUGGUGGAUCAUCAAGACUCCAAUUUUGGUCUCCAUAUUGGUCAAUUUCAUCCUUUUCAUCUGCAUCAUCAGGAUUCUGGUCCAGAAGCUGCACUCUCCGGACGUCGGGAGGAACGAAAACAGUCAAUAUACGAGGCUGGCCAAGUCAACUCUUCUGCUAAUUCCCCUCUUCGGAGUUCAUUACAUCAUGUUCGCCUUCUUCCCCGACAACUUCAAGUGGGAAGUCAAACUAGUCUUUGAGCUCAUCCUUGGAUCCUUCCAGGGCUUUGUGGUGGCGAUCCUGUAUUGCUUCCUGAAUGGAGAGGUUCAAGCCGAGUUAAAAAGGAAAUGGAGGCGGUGGAAUCUCGAGAGGUUCAUGGGAAAGGAUAUGAAGUACCACCACCCAUCACAAGGCAGCAACGGAACCAACUUCAGCACCCAAAUCUCCAUGUUGACCAAAAGCAGCCCAAAGACGAGGAGAUGUUCCAGUUCCCAGGCGGAGUUUUCCUCGGUCUGAAGCCGGAAAAGUCAUUGCGGAACUGGCGAGCGAGACAUUGUGCCCAAAUGUGUGCUC
Nanorana parkeri is the source of this 1509-nucleotide messenger RNA. Its product is annotated as vasoactive intestinal polypeptide receptor-like. The coding region runs from base 1 to 1452 and encodes 483 amino acids. Gene Ontology annotation, molecular function: G protein-coupled peptide receptor activity; peptide hormone binding; vasoactive intestinal polypeptide receptor activity. Lineage: Eukaryota; Metazoa; Chordata; Amphibia; Anura; Dicroglossidae. The record is from RefSeq and is a predicted model, not a curated record. Gene Ontology annotation, cellular component: plasma membrane. Gene Ontology annotation, biological process: adenylate cyclase-modulating G protein-coupled receptor signaling pathway; cell surface receptor signaling pathway. The transcript is spliced from 14 exons.